GCAGAUGAGGCUCCCUUCCACGCCAACUCUCAGUACAACAAUGCGGAGUUGGGAAAAUAUGUCACACAAACCUUCAAAUCCAAUCCACACGUCACAGCAGUCCCGGUCGUCAACUUCAUGAAACCUUUCACCAAUUGCGAUGACGGUUCUUAUCUCUUCAUCGCGCCGCGCGGCACUGUUGCAGAAUCGACCCCAAUGAUCCUGGACAUCACCGGUUCUCCUGUCUGGGCUUCAACAAAACGUUAUGGAGAAGUCUACAACCUCCAAGUUCAGUCGUACAAGGGGUCACCAUACUUGACAUUCUGGGGAGGCAACGAUGCUGUCGGUGGCCACGGAAUCGGAGAGUACCUCAUGCUGGAUCAACGAUACAAUCAGCGAUACAGCAUCAAGGCCGCGAACGGUCUAGGUGCAGAUCUACACGCAUUCGCCCUCACAGAAGACGGCACUGCUCUGAUCAGCAUUUACGCAAAGAAGGCCACCGACGUCGAUAGCGUAGUCGGCCAUCAUCGAGAAGGAUGGAUCUGGGACUCCAUCUUCCAAGAACUCGACAUCGAAACCGGAGAGGCAAUUUUCGAAUGGAGAGCUUCAGAGCACAUCGACGUCUCAAAAUCCUACACCGACAUCAACGAAGCCACCGAAGACGCCCCAUGGGACGUCUACCACAUCAAUAGCGUCGAAAAAGACGCCGAAGGUAACUAUCUAAUCUCCAUCCGCUUCCUCCGCGCCAUCCUCUACAUCGACGGGAAAACGGGCGACGUCCUCUGGCAACUCGGCGGAAAAGACAACUCCUUCACCGAUCUCUCCUCAGGCGACGCCACGACCUCUCUCGGCCAACACGACGCCCAUUGGCACAUCAAAGACGGCAAAAAGUUCAUCACCUUCUUCGACAACCGCGCCGACUGGUUCCAGUCCAUAUCCCAAGAAUCCUUCGGCAAACGCAUCGAACUCAACCUCUCCUCAAUGACCGCCCGCCUCGACCACGCCUUCUCCGACCCUCUCACAAAAAUCUUAUCCACGUCGCAAGGCUCCUACCAAACCCUGCCCAACAACCACGUCCUCUUAGGCUACGGCUUCAACGGCGCCAUGGCCGAAUUCUCGGAACAAGGAGAAUUAUUGUGUGACGCGUAUUUCCAACCUUCGAGUACAUUCGGCAGCGGCGAUGUGCAGAGUUAUCGGAAUUUGAAAUUUAAUUGGACGGCGUAUCCCGGAGAUAGUCCGUUGUUGGUGUUUGAGGGGGAGGUUUUGUUUUUUUCUUGGAAUGGGGCGACGGAGGUGGUGACUUGGUUGUUGUUGGGGAAUGAGUAUCGUGAGGAGUUGCUGCAGAGCCGUGCGGUCGAGGAUGCGAUUGUUGUUCCGAAGAUGGGGUUUGAGACGCGAUAUCCAGUGCUUGAAGGGGAUGGGGUGAAGCGUUUUGUGAGAGUUGUUGCGUUGGAUAAAGAGGGGCGAUCCCUUGGCACUUCC
This is a messenger RNA of Pseudocercospora fijiensis CIRAD86, 1461 nucleotides long. RefSeq lists its product as uncharacterized. The record is from RefSeq and is a predicted model, not a curated record. NCBI's taxonomy places the organism in Eukaryota, Fungi, Ascomycota, Dothideomycetes, Mycosphaerellales, Mycosphaerellaceae. The transcript is spliced from 2 exons. The annotation marks the transcript as partial.